UCUCACGUUGUUGUCAGAUCGUGUAAACGUGUUUUUCCCAGCUGCAGGUGUUACAUCAAAUAACAGAAUCUCAGCAAUGGAGGCUGUACAUGUGAUGGGUGUUACAAUGAUCAAACAGCUGCAAUACUGCUUCAAGAACCAGAGUGAGUUUAUGCUGUUCCUCUCUCACGUCGGCGAUCCUCACAAUGCGUUCCUGUUCUACUUCCCCUUGGCCUUUUUCCUCCAUCAGUCUGUGGGCAAGAGAGUCGUGUGGGUAGCAGCCAUUGCAGAGUGGUUGAAUGCAGUCUUCAAACUAAUUCUCCAUGGCGAACGCCCAUAUUGGUGGGUCCAAGAAUCCACUGCCUACACCAACGCCACCAGGCCUCACCUGCAGCAGUUCAGACUGACAUGUGAAACAGGACCAGGCAGCCCAUCUGGUCAUGCGAUGGUGACAUCAGCGGUUCUCUACAUUCUUGUGUCAGACUACCUCUUUUACGGCAAAGUUAAAAGUAUAUUGAUGCGUGUAUUUUCGUGGACGAUGUUUUGUGUUGUGAUGCUGGCUGUCAACCUGUCCCGAUGUUACAUCGCAACACACUUCCCUCACCAGGUGGUGGCAGGAGUCACUGUAGGUGUUAUGAUUGGUCAGAUCUUCAACAGCUUCUUUACAAUGACCUUGACCUUCAAGCAUCACCUAGGUGCAGCAGUGCUGUUUAUGACCACAAGCCUGAUGGCGUUUGGAGUGAUCCAGGCCAUAGGGAUGGAUCCCAUGUGGUCGGUCAGCAAGGCCCAGCAGUGGUGUGCCCAGAGCAAGUGGGUGUAUCUGGAUACCACACUCUUCUACAGCGUCACCAGGGAUGCAUCAAGCAUGUUUGGUCUUGGCAUCAGCCUGUUCCUCCUGCCACAGGUCAACAACAGUGGUCACUCCAUGGCGAACCGUGUAGUCCAUAUCUCUAUCUCCUUGAUAGUAUGGUUCAUUGACUCGUGUAAACUUCCUCAUUUUCCCAUCAUCCUCUUCUAUCUGUUGGCUUUCUGCAAGUUUGUACUACUCUUUGUAUUCAUUGUUAACAUUGUACCAAGAAUUAAUUUCUUUUCUAAUAAUAACAAAGAUGAGAAGAAAAUAGAGCUGACUAGAUGCCUGUACUUGCCCAGAUAUAUGAUGUCUUAGAUGUUGGUCAAUAUUGUCAUGAUUUUAUCUUUAUGUAUCACUUUUUAGCUCUACUUUCACAUUAAGCAAUAAACUCCUGUCACGCUCACUCACUCACAGGGCGUAGCUACCAUCAGAGCUCCAGAUAAGAUU
Molecule: messenger RNA, 1276 nt
Organism: Haliotis rubra (blacklip abalone)
Lineage: Eukaryota; Metazoa; Mollusca; Gastropoda; Lepetellida; Haliotidae
Product: glucose-6-phosphatase 3-like
Biological process (GO): glucose 6-phosphate metabolic process; gluconeogenesis
Cellular component (GO): membrane
Molecular function (GO): glucose-6-phosphatase activity
Source: RefSeq, a predicted model, not a curated record